UCCCGUUCGGUCGCGAGAAAGGGGAGGCGCGGCGGCCCAGAUGCAAAGCCCGGGCGGCGACCUGGACGGCGGUGCCCCCUCCGCGGCCUCCUCCUCCUCCUCUUCCACCCCCUCGCCAAUGGCGCCGGGAGGGGUCGGAGAGGGCAACGGCCGUGGCCGAGCCCCGGAUGGCGUCUCGAGCUUGAGCCCUCGGCGGCCCCAGGAGCUGCUGGAGGAGGUGAAGAAAGUGCGGGAGGAGAACGACGCCCUAAAGAAUGAGAUAGAUGAGCUGAGGACUGAGAUGGAUGAGAUGAGGGACAGCUUUUUUGAAGAGGAUGCGUGCCAGCUACAGGAAAUGCGCCACGAAUUGGAGAGGGCUAACAAAAAUUGUAGGAUUCUACAGUAUCGUCUUCGGAAAGCAGAGCGCAAAAGGCUUCGUUAUGCACAAACUGGAGAGAUUGAUGGAGAACUUCUUCGUAGUUUGGAGCAGGACUUGAAGGUUGCAAAAGAUGUUUCUGUGAGACUUCACCAUGAGUUGGAAAAUGUGGAAGAAAAACGUACCACCACAGAAGAUGAAAAUGAAAAGUUACGACAGCAAUUAAUAGAAGUAGAAAUUACAAAGCAGGCUCUGCAAAAUGAACUUGACAAAAUGAAAGAGCAGUCCAUGAAAAGAAGAGGAAGCAAAGACUUGCAGAAAUCAGAAAAAAAGACACAGCAGACUCCCACUGAGGAGGAUAAUGAAGAUCUGAAAUGCCAGUUGCAGUUUGUCAAAGAGGAAGCAGCUCUGAUGAGGAAAAAGUUGGCCAAAAUAGACAAAGAAAAGGAUAGAUUUGAACAUGACCUGCAAAAGUAUAGGUCGUUAUAUGGUGACUUAGAUAGUCCCUUACCAAAAGGGGAAGCUGGAGGCCCACCUACCACAAGAGAAGCAGAACUCAAACUUCGUCUGAGGUUAGUAGAGGAAGAAGCCAAUAUCCUGGGAAGGAAAAUAGUGGAACUGGAAGUAGAAAACAGAGGGCUGAAGGCAGAACUCGAUGACUUAAGAGGAGAUGAUUUCUCAGGGGCAGCCAAUCCCCUAAUGGGGGAGCAGAAUGAAUCUCUCUCAGAGUUACGACAGCAUCUGCAGCUAGUUGAGGAUGAAACCGAACUGUUGAGAAGAAACCUGGCUGAUGUAGAAGAGCAAAAUAAGCGCAUCACAGCAGAACUGAACAAAUAUAAAUACAAGACUGGGACUCAUGAUACUUCAAGGCAUCAUGACAGUGCCAAGACAGAGGCAUUGCAAGAAGAGCUCAAAGCCGCCCGCCUGCAGAUCAAUGAACUCAGUGGCAAAGUUAUGCAACUUCAAUAUGAGAACAGAGUCCUGAUGUCCAACAUGCAGCGCUAUGAUCUGGCCUCACAUCUGGGGAUCCGAGGCAGCCCCAGAGACAGUGAUGCUGAAAGUGAUACAGGGAAAAAAGAAAGUGAUGAUGAUUCACGUCCCCCCCAUCGCAAGAGAGAAGGGCCUAUUGGUGGGGAAAGUGACUCAGAGGAGGUCCGCAACAUCCGCUGCUUGACUCCUACGAGAUCCUUCUAUCCAACACCUGCAGGGUGGCAAAAAAGCUUCACAGACCGUCAGCAAAUGAAGGAUAUUCGCUGUGAAGCAGAACGCUUGGGCAAGACAAUAGACCGCUUAAUUUCAGACACAAGCACUAUCAUCACUGAAGCAAGAAUUUAUGUGGCCAACGGGGACCUGUUUGGACUGAUGGAUGAUGAGGAUGAUGGCAGUAGGAUACGGGAGCAUGAACUUCUUUAUCGGAUCAAUGCCCAGAUGAAGACCUUUAGGAAAGAGCUCCAAGCUUUUAUUGACAGACUAGAAGUUCCAAAGUCUACAGAUGAUCGAAGUACAGAUGAACCUUUGUCAGUGAGUCAGAUAAAAAGUGCAAGAAUUGUAGUUUCUGUAGCAAUCGCUGCUGUAAAAACACUGAAGACUAUUUGUUUGAAAGCAAUGGGGACAACCCUUACAUUCCAAAAUGUGGAUCAUAAAAGAAGUAAAAAAGAAAAAUCCCCAUCCCCGAAUCUGAAUUCUGCUUAUCAGAAAAGGCCCUGUCUUUUCCAGAACUGGAAGCCCAUGCUCCAUGCCUUUCCUACUACUUUAUGUUUGGAUUGAAAUGUUUCUGAAGGGAUUCUUCACAUGCUUAAAGCAUUACCAGAAGGCAAAGAAGAGUAAUAGAUGAGUAUCUUUUGAAAAUAAGGCUGUGUAUAUAGCAAGGCACAACAGCAGUCUGCAUAUCUCAGCUUCAGUGUGGUGUGACUUACCAGGUCAUCGCUGUUCACCAGAAAUAUAAAGUUUUCACCAAGAAAAGAAAAGCAAGGACACAAAAAAUGAAGGAAAUCCAUGUGAAGGAAAGUACAUCCUUUGAGAGUUGCAAAAUAUCCAGAAGUUCUAAGAAGUGAGAAUAUUGUGAUCACAUCUGCAUUGGAGGCUCCUAAACUGGCUAAAUAGGAAUGGUGCAUCUUGGCCAGCAUGACCAGCAGAUGCUUGAAUUUUGUAUGGGCUUCUGGAUUGCUGUCAGCGCCACCUGCUAUGAGAAGAAUAACUCUGAAGGAACUCCCUUGAACUUUUGCUAAGAGAUCUCAGUGAAGCUAGGUUUAGUGGUUUUGUGAAAGCUUCAUACUAGCAGUGGUAAACCUUUCUUUUCCAUGACCACAACCAGUUCUAUGCAAGUGCAUAUUGGUCAAUAACCUCACUUUUUGACAUGCUGGAGAAAUGAUGUUGAUCAGCCUUCCAGUCUUCAGUGUUUUUAUCGAUGAGAGAAGGACACCCCUCCCAUCACGCAUAUAUAUAGAUAUUUAUAGCUCAUGGCAAAUUUUCCUUUAAAUGACACGCUAAGGUUCGUCUCCUCCAUACAUUUUUUAAAAAUUAAAUAAUGUAUAAUUCUGUAUAUUCUGACUUACCCACAAACAGCAGGAAGACAUGCUGUGUGCAUGAUCAUGUGUUCAUAGGUGCAUGUGUUGGAAUAGGAAGUAUUACUAGUCUGUAUUUAGAUGAGACAAACUUAGUACUAGUAUUGAUGCUGAAAUUAGAUAUGCCUAUAUGCAGGCAUACACAUAUACAAACAAAAACUUUUGUGGUUUAUUUUAUUUUAAAAUAUGUAGCUCUGGAAACAGGUACUUCCAAAAUACCUUUUACAGGUUUCACAGGUCCACUAUUUGAUAUAAAAAAAUGAAGGUAUGCAUUUUUGUAACUGCAACAACAGAGAAAAGGCAUUAACAUAAUAUGUACUACUUAGCUCAGUGAAUUGGUUACUCAUUUGUGCUUAAUGCUCUUUUCCUCUUUACAAUGCUAGGUCAAAGUGAGCUGUGCAUAUUUUUCUGACUUCACUAAUCUACUAUUUAUAACUGCAUUUGCCUUUUUCAGUGCACAGACAUUUGUAAAGGUGAUCACCUCUCUUAACAUUCUGCCACUCAUGGUAAUCCAGUUUAGAGACUGGACUUCAGUGGAAUUACUAUCCAGCAACACUGUUGCACAGAGGAGAAAGAACCAGAUCCAUGUCUGUACAACAUCUUUAGGGCAUAAAUAAAGCUUUUAAGAAAAUGCAGGCCUUCUGGUAACACUUACCUUGUGUCCUGACAUGUCAAUGUCCCUGCCAAGUAUACUCAAUGAUAUGGAGAUGCUCCAUUGAGACAGCACACACUGUAAUGAAGUCCAGAUGUGAAGGAAGAUGAACCAUGUGAUAUAGGGUGGGAUGGGAUAGGUAUUUGAUAGAUAGAUACUAUUUUGUAGGGACCGCUUCAUGGAUCUUGUGAAGUUUUUUUCUGUGUUUAAGUUGUUUUUAAAAUACCUCCUCAAAGUACUGUCUUUUAAAGUGGUGUCCAAGAAAUAUACAGUGACUUACUCUUACCUGGUGAUGUCCAGGUGUGUGUUUUAAUUUCUGCAAGUCCCUUAAGUCAGCACAGCCUUGUAUUGAAGUCCAAAAUAUUUUGGAAGUUGCCAGAUAGAAGGCUGGUGUAUAUAGUUAAUACAAAAGUUUUUCUGAUGUCAGAGAUUCACCCAAACUGUUGGAUUUGAUGCCAUUCUUUUUCCUGUCCCAGUGAUCAGCAGCUGUCAGGAGAGAAGCUUAAUCUAUUUUGAACAAAUGCAAAAUAGGAAGUGCUUUGUGGAAUACAGUGCUGCAUUUUUCUAUGUGAAUCUCUUUUUUUGUUUUUGUUUGUUUUUUAAAGCUGCUACUGGACUUCUAGUGGUCAGGCUAAUCAUAUACAUUCUUCUCACUGAAAUGGCUUUAGUAAUUGGGUAGCUUUGCUCUUGAAUUGUGCCUAAUGUUCAGUAUAGAUAUAUGUUCGGGGUGCCCGGAAUCCAGACUGAUAUUGGCUAUCUCCUGUCUCUGUGAUUGAUUGUUUAAUACAGUAUGUGUAUAGCCUGAUUGAUCCCCCCAACAGUCUAAAUGAAAUACAGAUCCUAUUGAGGUCCCCGGCUAAGUGUCUUGAAAUGGGCCCUCUUCUACCUCUCAAUUCUCAUCCUCUUGGAAUUUCAUAAGAGAAAGGAGCAGACAGCAUUCAGCUAGCCUCUUUAAAAUGUUUCAUCACAAGAAUAGGCCUAUGUGUAUUAAAUAAAUCAAAAUUUCUCUGCUGCUGUAAUCCACAUUUCAUGCCAACAGAAGCUAAAUUCUGCAACCUGUAAAACUUAUACGCGUUAAUAGCAAAUUUGCCUCUCUUUCAUAUUUUAUUUUGUUUUUGCUGUUCAUGGGAAGGAGCAAAGAAUGGGGCCUUGUUUUCUAACCAUUAUAAAUACUAUUCCACCUUGCAUGCUUAUAAAAAUGUCAAAUGUUUAUUAAUGGUUCCUUGCAAAUCCAAUGCUAACUCUCUCCCCUAAAUUAUUAGAAACUUUACCGUCUUUUACACCUGGCCAGUUUCUGCAAUCACACAGUAUAAAUAAAAGGGCUGGUUCACACAGCAGAUUAAGCCAUCAUGUAUUUUGCCUGGUUUAGGGUAUUGA
Molecule: messenger RNA, 4948 nt
Organism: Python bivittatus (Burmese python)
Lineage: Eukaryota; Metazoa; Chordata; Lepidosauria; Squamata; Pythonidae
Source: RefSeq, a predicted model, not a curated record